This is a messenger RNA of Nymphalis io (European peacock), 1900 nucleotides long. It is a transcript of the gene TyrRS, whose product is annotated as tyrosine--tRNA ligase, cytoplasmic. The transcript has 2 exons. Lineage: Eukaryota; Metazoa; Arthropoda; Insecta; Lepidoptera; Nymphalidae. Gene Ontology annotation, biological process: tyrosyl-tRNA aminoacylation. Bases 163 to 1737 code for a protein of 524 amino acids. The record is from RefSeq and is a predicted model, not a curated record. Gene Ontology annotation, molecular function: ATP binding; tyrosine-tRNA ligase activity; tRNA binding.
CAUUUGCACUGUCAAUGUCAUUAUCAUCUGUAUUAACUUUCCAACUUUUGACAAAUUUACUGAAAUGUAUUAGGUUAGAUUUUGAAUAAUUUCGUCAGCAAGCAUAUGUUUCUGUGAAAACAAAGUGUAGUACCCAACUAGAAGACACAGAAAUUUCUAACAAUGGAUAAUUGGGAAGAGAAAAAGCAUCUCAUAACUCGUAACUUACAAGAGGUAUUAGGCGAUGAAAAACUUAAUGAAAUACUGAAACAACGUGACCUAAAAAUUUAUUGGGGUACUGCUACUACCGGGCGUCCUCAUGUAGCCUAUUUUGUUCCUAUGUCCAAGAUAGCCGAUUUUCUAAAAGCAGGAUGUGAGGUUACUAUUUUAUUUGCGGACUUACAUGCUUAUUUGGAUAACAUGAAGGCACCCUGGGAUUUACUUGCCUUAAGAACUGAAUAUUAUGAAGCAGCAAUUAAAGCUAUCUUAACUUCUAUAGGAGUUCCAUUGGAAAAAUUGAAAUUCGUAAGAGGUACUGAAUAUCAACUAAGUAAAGAAUAUACUCUAGAUGUUUACCGUAUGUCAUCUGUCAUAACUGAGCAUGAUGCCAAGAAAGCUGGUGCCGAAGUAGUGAAACAAGUAGAACACCCAUUAUUGAGUGGAUUGUUGUAUCCUGGUUUGCAAGCUUUGGAUGAGGAAUAUUUAAAAGUUGAUGCUCAAUUUGGUGGCGUUGAUCAGAGAAAAAUUUUUGUUUUGGCUGAAAAAUAUUUGCCACAGUUAGGCUAUGCUAAAAGAGUACAUUUCAUGAAUCCUAUGGUUCCAGGGCUAACUGGAGGAAAAAUGUCAGCCUCUGAGGAAGACAGCAAAAUUGAUUUGUUAGACAAUCCAGCUAAUGUUAAGAAAAAACUUAAAAAAGCUUUCUGUGAGCCUGGUAAUAUUGCUGAUAAUGGAGUGUUGUCAUUUACUAAGCAUGUCAUUUUUCCUUUAAUGAAAACUGACGAAAAAUUUGUAAUUAAAAGAGCGGAAGAACAUGGAGGUAAUGCUGAGUAUUCUAAAUUUGAUGACUUAGAAUCUGCAUUUGCAAAACAAGAAAUUCAUCCGGGCGACUUAAAAGCAUCUGUAGAGCAAGUUAUCAAUAAACUUUUGGCUCCUAUUCAAGAAAUUUUUAAAGAUCCUAAACUCCAAGAAUUAGCUAAGAAAGCUUAUCCACCUCCAUCUAAAAGUAAAACUAAUGUCAGUGCAGCUGCUGAUGAAAUAACGCCAAACAGAUUAGAUAUUAGAGUGGGCAAAAUUGUUGAAGUGUCACAGCAUCCAGAUGCUGAUGCAUUAUAUGUAGAAAAAAUUGAUGUAGGUGAAGCUGAACCCAGAACAGUUGUUUCUGGACUUGUUAACUUUGUACCUAUAGAAGAAAUGCAGAAUAGGAAUGUUGUUGUAUUGUGUAAUUUAAAACCAGCAAAAAUGCGAGGUAUUGAAUCUAAAGGUAUGGUUCUCUGCUCAUCUGUUGAUGAACCUAAACAAGUGGAACCAUUGCUCCCUCCAAAAGAUAGCAAGCCUGGAGAUAGGAUUGUAAUUGAAGGAUAUGAAAUGGGUGAACCAGAUGAGGUAUUAAAUCCUAAAAAGAAAGUAUGGGAGAAAUUACAGGUUGAUUUAAAGACAAAUGACGAUUUGGUAGCAGUAUGGCAAGGAAACAAGUUACUUAGUAAAGUGAAUGGCAAUCUAGUUACAACGAGCUCUAUGAAAAAUGCACCUAUUAAGUAAUUACUUAUACGCUAAACUGACAUUUCUUUGAUAUUUCUUUAUUAAUUUACUUUUAUAUUUGCUUUUGUAUUUAUAUCUUCUAAUUUUUAAUUAAAUUUUAUUUACCAAUAUCUGUAUCUGUAUUUUAUUUAUAUCGGACUAAAAAUAAAAAUGUAAUAAAAUG